Serendipita indica DSM 11827 is the source of this 957-nucleotide messenger RNA. The record is from the annotation of a GenBank genome assembly. Lineage: Eukaryota; Fungi; Basidiomycota; Agaricomycetes; Sebacinales; Serendipitaceae.
AUGGCCCAGGCUGCACGGAAGGCGGCCCGUGUCGCGUCGACGUCUGUGCUCUACAAUCCACAGACAUACACUCCCAAUGUAGCCUUGAAACUCGGUCCAACCCAUAAUUCAAGACUACGGGCACACUAUGACACGACCGUCGCGGAGAAUCUCAUGUACAUGCACUACCAACAUCACGACGCAUCGUAUACGCCUCCACAACCACAUCGAAAGAAGUUGCAUCCAGGUGCAGAAGAUGGAAGCAAUCCAUAUGCUGCAAACAGACCACCCCCACGACCCAGAGGGAACAAGGUGCCCAGACCGCUGGCGACAAAUGUCGGGUUCAUGCCACGUCCACACGUGCAGACUUCUUCUAGUGUAGAGGAAGGGAGUAAAGACACGGAAUUGGCAAACGCUGCAAAGCGAUUAGCGCGGACAGUCACCCACCUCAAAGCAAUCCAGCUUCACAUCAUGUCCAAAGACAGUCUCACCAACAAGGCUAGUCUGAUCACAAACAUGUUCCAACUCCGUGUCCUCUCGGGAGCGACAAAGGGAGAAGGAGGUCACACGACAAACAAGGGCGUCGAACUCAUUCGCGGGAGAAAAAACUUGCAGCAGUGGAAAUUGCGAAGGGGUACACCGUGUGGUGUCAAAGUGACGCUCAAGGGGGACAAGAUGUACGACUUUUUGGGGACACUCAUCGAGUUUGUUCUCCCCCGUUUGCGAGAGUGGGGAGGCGUCGUCAUGCCAGUGCCUAGUGCGAACCGCGAUAGUCCAAGUAUGACGAGCGGCGUCGUCAGCUUUGGUCUCUCCAAAGAAGCCGUCGAGCUGUUCCCGCAGAUCGAAGUCAACCUCGACUUGUAUCCUCGUGUCAGCGGCAUGCAUAUUCAUUUCAUGUCCAACGAGCGCGGUAGAGGAGCCCAGAACAAGACUCGCGCACUUCUCUCAGGUUUCCAGAUUCCUUUCACUAGGCGGUGA